AUGGUACAUCUGAACGUAGACCUGAUUGCUAAAUCUAAAAACCACUUCAAAAAGAAAAGGGGCCUCUCCUUCCCGGAGUACCUCAAGACACUUACCCACCUCCACUUUUCCAGCAAGAAUAUUGAAGAUAUUGGUGACCUCUCCAUGUGCAGAAACCUCACUGUGCUUUACCUGUAUGACAAUCAGAUCACACAAAUAAGCAACCUUGGCUUUGCCUCUAACCUCACCCAUCUGUAUAUGCAGAACAACAACAUCACUCAAAUAGAAAACCUCUCUAAUCUGCAGAUGCUCUCCAAACUGUAUCUUGGUGGAAACAGGAUUGCAGUAGUGGAGGGCUUGGAGCAGCUCAGUGAGCUGAAGGAGCUUCAUCUGGAGAAUCAAAAGCUGGCACCAGGGGAAAAGUUGCUCUUUGACCCCAGGACUCUCCUCUCACUCAGUGAAUCUCUUUGCGUCCUGAAUAUCAACAACAACAACAUUGAUGAUAUCAGGGACCUGGCAGUGCUGAAGGAACUCCAGCAUUUCUCUGCUGCUGACAAUAAAUUGCACAUUAUGGAGGAGUUGGAGGAUGUGUGCAGCCUCUGGCCUCAGCUGCUUCAAAUGGAUUUGAGUGGAAAUCCUGUGUGUAAAAAAACAAAAUACAGAGACCGCCUGAUUACUGUGUGCAAAAGCCUAGAGGUUCUCGAUGGAAAGGAAAUUAACGAGUUAACCAGACAGUUCCUUAUUAACUGGAAAGCAUCGAAAGAGGCCAAGAAGAAAAAAAACAACACACACAUGCUGCCUGGACCGUUAAUCCCAUAUCCCUUAUCAAAUGACUUUAACAUGGGUCAGGGUCCACAUCCUGGUCACAUCUACAGCCAUGCAAGCAUGCAGAGGUGGAAGCCGCAGCAGUCUCUCAGGAUGCAAAAAUUAAAAAUACCUAUGAGUGGGCUUCACAGUCAUGUGGCUAUCUCCUCAGAUAUCUGCAGUCAUGUGGACGCCUAA
Molecule: messenger RNA, 981 nt
Organism: Toxotes jaculatrix (banded archerfish)
Lineage: Eukaryota; Metazoa; Chordata; Actinopteri; Toxotidae
Gene: ppp1r42
Product: protein phosphatase 1, regulatory subunit 42
Exons: 8
Coding region: 1-981 (326 amino acids)
Molecular function (GO): protein binding
Source: RefSeq, a predicted model, not a curated record